Closterium sp. Naga37s-1 is the source of this 1856-nucleotide messenger RNA. The record is from the annotation of a GenBank genome assembly. Lineage: Eukaryota; Viridiplantae; Streptophyta; Zygnematophyceae; Desmidiales; Closteriaceae.
AUGGCUGCGCCCCUCGCUGGUCCCAAGUGCAAGAACCGGUUCCCCAAGUACCCGCUCUGCAAGUUCGUCAACGACAUGGCCACUUCGUUCACGCCCACCGUCGUCGACGCUGCCAGCGGGAAGACGCUUCAUAUUAGCGCCUACCAGAUCUACCACAAAUUUCACCGCGACCUGCCCGCGACAAAGCAGUACGCGUACGGAAUGGACGCGAAGACGGCGUCGUAUCCGGGGCCCAUCCUGAUCGCGAAGAAGGGCGUGCGCACCAAGGUGUACUGGCAGAACAAGCUGCUGGACCGCCAGCACAUGUUCACCAACGACUUCACGCUCAUGCCCGGCAUGGCCAAGCCCAAGAUGGGCGGCAUUCCCAUCGUGGUGCACAGGCAUGGAGGCGAGCAGGCGAGCGACUUCGACGGGCACCCGGACGCGUGGUUCACGCAGUUCGGCGAGUACGGCCCCACCUUCAAGUCGCGCCUCUACCGCUACGGCAACCAGCAGAGCGCGUCGCUCAUCUGGUUCCACGACCACGCGCUCGGGUGGACGCGGCUCAACACGGUGGCGGGGCUGGCCGGCGCGUACAUCAUCGUGGAUCCCAAGGGCGAGGAGAAGAACCUCCAGUUCCUCCCGCAGCCCGGCAGCGGGCGCUAUGUGCCUCUCGUUCUCGCCGACCGCUCGUUUUUCGCCAACGGGUCGAUCGACUACCCGAACGUGGGGAUCGUGCCGAAGGUGCAUCCGAACUGGGUUCCCGAGUACUUUGGUAACCACAUUCUCGUGAACGGCGUCGUGUGGCCGUACCUCAAGGUCCGGCGCGCGCUGUACCGCUUCCGCGUGCUGGGCGGGUCGAACGCGCGCUUUUACAACCUCAGGUUCACGUGCGCGGGACGCGGAGACUACCCCAACUUCACGCCCCCGCUGAAGGGCCCCAGCCUCGAGAUUAUCCAGAUCGGUUCGGAUGGCGGGUACCUGGCGGCGCCGGUGCGCAUGUCGUCGCUGCUGGUGAUGCCGGGCGAGCGGAUGGACAUUCUGGUGGACUUCAACGGCGCGCCCGGGCACUGCAAGGACGUCAUUCUCACCAACGACGCGCGCGCCCCCUACCCCGCCGGCGAGCCCGCCGAUGCCAACACGGGCGUCAUCAUGCGCUUCGUGCUGAAGAAGACCAAGAUCCCCACCCCGCCCAUCCCCAGCUCCCUCGUCUCACCUCCCAACCCAUCCCUACCAUCUGCUUUUGCAAGCUUCAAGUUGUUCGUUGUACGUUUGUCAUUUGCCUUCGGUGAAUACGGUGGACGCACUGCUGAUUUGGGUUCCUCCCGGAUCCACCCUUCGCCGAAGCAGAGCAUUCCUCGGGUGGAUGUUGCUAGCGCGGUGCGGUCGCGGUUCAACACGCUGGUGGAGAUCAUGGACCCCGCGACGCAGCUGCCCAUCCGCGUGACCAUCGACGGCAAGAUGCACCACGACCCUGCCACCGAGAUCGCCAAGGAGGGCACGGCGGAGCUGUGGAACAUCAUCAACCUCAGCGCGGACGCGCACGCCAUGCACCUGCACCUCAUCCAGCACCGCCCCAUCUCGCGCCGCCCCUUCGACAUCGCCAAGUACACGGCGGGCAAGUGCUCGUUCAAGGACAAGACCAAGCCCAGCUGCUACAUCGGCCCUGCUGUUGAGGUGAACGCGAAUGAGCGCGGGUGGAAGGACACAACCCUGUCGCAGCCUGGCCAGGUGCUCACGAUUUACACUCCGUUCUACCAGCAGUCGGGGGUGAAGACCUUUGAGUUUGACGCGAGCCGGGGUCCGGGCUAUGUGUGGCAUUGCCACUUGCUGGAGCACGAGGAGAAUGACAUGAUGCGGCCGCUCCUCAUCACCAA